Messenger RNA from Schizosaccharomyces japonicus yFS275, 521 nucleotides. Its product is annotated as 40S ribosomal protein S20. Gene Ontology annotation, biological process: translation. The record is from RefSeq and is a predicted model, not a curated record. The coding region runs from base 115 to 471 and encodes 118 amino acids. Gene Ontology annotation, cellular component: ribosome; small ribosomal subunit. The transcript has a single exon. Lineage: Eukaryota; Fungi; Ascomycota; Schizosaccharomycetes; Schizosaccharomycetales; Schizosaccharomycetaceae. Gene Ontology annotation, molecular function: structural constituent of ribosome.
UCGCCAUUUAGGGUAGGGUUGCGAAAAAGCAGUCCCGGUGUAUACACAACAACGACAGCCCAACGCAAGCGAUUCCACAACCAACUACUGGUCACCGCUGUCUUUCUUACCAAAAUGAGUCAAGUCGCCAAGGAUCAAAAGGAGCAACAAAUUGCCUCCACCGUUCACCGCAUCCGUAUCACCCUUACCUCUCGCAACGUGCGUAACUUGGAGAAGGUCUGCUCUGACCUUGUCAACCGUGCCAAGGACAAGCAAUUGCGUGUCAAGGGUCCCGUCCGUCUCCCUACCAAGAUCUUGAAGAUCACCACCCGUAAGACCCCUAACGGUGAGGGUUCCAAGACCUGGGAGACCUACGAGAUGCGUAUCCACAAGCGUCUUAUUGACCUCCACUCUCCCUCUGAGAUUGUUAAGCAAAUCACCUCUAUCCACAUUGAGCCCGGUGUUGAGGUCGAGGUCACCAUUGCUCAAUAGAUUAGCAGCGGUCAAUAGAUGGUUCCACUGACGUGGAGCUGUUGUCUCUA